This is a messenger RNA of Nymphaea colorata (pocket water lily), 525 nucleotides long. RefSeq names its product probable LRR receptor-like serine/threonine-protein kinase At1g51880. The transcript is spliced from 2 exons. The record is from RefSeq and is a predicted model, not a curated record. Gene Ontology annotation, biological process: protein autophosphorylation. Lineage: Eukaryota; Viridiplantae; Streptophyta; Magnoliopsida; Nymphaeales; Nymphaeaceae. Bases 1 to 525 code for a protein of 174 amino acids. Gene Ontology annotation, cellular component: plasma membrane; plasmodesma. Gene Ontology annotation, molecular function: transmembrane receptor protein tyrosine kinase activity.
AUGAGAAGACCCAAAUCUCAACGGUCAUUGCUGGCAUCCCUGGAUAUAUUGAUCCUGAGUACAGGGAUUCUCACUAAGAAGAGUGAUGUUUAUAGCUUUGGUGUGGUUCUUUUUGAGCUUAUGAGUGGCCAUGCAGCUACAUUUAGCACAUUCGAGCAAUCUUUUCAUAUUGUUCAAUGGGCAACAUCGAAGAUUGCUAAGGGUGAUGUGGAGAGUACUAUUGACCCAAGGAUCAAAGGGCAAUACAAAAUGAAUUCUAUGUGGAAGGUUGCAGAAACAGCAUUAGCAUGCACUGCACGGAGUUCCAAAGAGCGACCAUACAUGUAUAAUAUUUUGAAUGACUUGAAUCAAGCAAUGAAAAUGGAGAUGGAGACUAGCGACCAAGCAUACGAUAUUUUGAUGACGGAAGUGACAACUACUUCAAUGUUUUCUGAUAGUGUUGAAGAAGAAGAAGAGGAGGAGAAGGAGGAAGAUGAUACACACAUGAAAGAUACCAAAAUACUUUUUAAUGUGACUCAAUCAUGA